Messenger RNA from Aureobasidium pullulans EXF-150, 1614 nucleotides. Its product is annotated as mitochondrial matrix Mmp37. Lineage: Eukaryota; Fungi; Ascomycota; Dothideomycetes; Dothideales; Saccotheciaceae. Gene Ontology annotation, biological process: cardiolipin biosynthetic process; CDP-diacylglycerol biosynthetic process. The transcript is spliced from 2 exons. Gene Ontology annotation, cellular component: mitochondrion. The coding region runs from base 1 to 1614 and encodes 537 amino acids. The record is from RefSeq and is a predicted model, not a curated record. Gene Ontology annotation, molecular function: phosphatidate cytidylyltransferase activity.
AUGGCUUUUAUAAUGCUUUCCACAUUCCGUCCCAUCCGGCCUCUGGUGGCAGGUCGCAGCUCGCCGAUUCCCAGUUUCUACUACAGCCGUCUUCGCUCUACUGAAUCUCUCCUGCGACAACAUGUUACGCGCUCUUCGUACUCAUCAUCAUCAUCGUCCUCGACGCAAUCUUCCUCCAACUCAUCCGAUGCCUCUACUGCAGCGUCCUCACGUCCACAGUCCUCGGCAGCAUCCACUCCCAACCAGACAAUGCCCGAGGGCUGGGAAGACAAUGCCGAUUACUCUCAGAUCACUGCCUUCUCGCAGCUCCCCCAUCGCUACUUCGGUACCAAUCAGCAUAUCAAGAUCAACGAAGACUUCAAAGAGGCUAUGCGACAGGUUCUAUGGCAAUUCCGCGCCCCCAUCCGAUACGCUUUUGCAUACGGCAGUGGUGUCUUUACACAAUCCUCCAAUCAAUCGGCAGCAAGUGUCGCUCAAUCCUUCUCCCCCCAUCCUCACCCACCAGAGGCUGUGACUAAAUGGCAAGAAGGAGGAGGAAAGAUCAUCGACUUCAUCUUUGGUGUCUCCCAUACCGAGCACUGGCACUCGACCAACAUGCGCCAAAAUCCCCACCACUACAGUUUUUUGAAGAGUCUGGGCUCUUACACCGUCUCCAAAGUUCAGGAUAGUAUCGGCGCCGGUGUCUACUUCAAUCCCUACAUUACUGUCAAUGGUGUCAUGAUCAAGUACGGUGUUGUCAACAUCGACACCAUCUGCAGAGAUCUCAGCGAAUGGAACACUCUUUACAUCGCUGGUCGCCUUCAGAAGCCUGUCAAGAUCCUCAGAGAUGACCCAAGAGUAAGACUCGCUAAUCAGAUCAACCUCAUGGCCGCUGUCCGUACUGCUUUACUCAUGUUGCCCGAGAACUUUACAGAAAGACAGCUCUAUACCACAAUCGCUGGAAUCUCUUACAUGGGUGAUCCUAGAAUGAACCCUCGAUUUGGUGGAGAGAAUCCUCGUAAGGUUGCCAAUAUCGUCGACGCGCAAUUACCCAGCUUCCGUCAACUAUAUGUUCCGCUCAUUGAGAACUUGCCCAACGUGGACUUUAACGACUCCAGAGUCCCGGCAGACCAAGGCUGGGAAAAGGAGGCCGCUAUUGCAAAUGCCCUUUCAUCCUCGGGGAAAGCAAUCCCGGCUGACGACAUCAUCGGUGGUCUGGACGGUUUCAAGCUGCAACAAGACAUGGACCCUAAACGCCGAGGAAACAUGGUCCGUCGUCUACCUAAAGGCUUCCGCCAAAAGCUUUACUGGAACUACCAAAAGAAGUUCCAGAUUCCUGGGUCGGCCUUCGACAAAGUUAUUGAAGAGGCUACCGAUGAGGACUCGAUGAGCAUCAAGCGCCGUGAAGGUGGCGACUUUGAGCGCCGUAUUGGAACGCAGGAGGACAUUCCCGAGGCCGUUGGCGACUGCAUCAAGAAGACUAUCAGCUGGCCAAGUACAAGCCAGUCGAUCAAGGGUAUUCUCACCGCUGGUCCAACUCGUUCCUGGAAGUAUCUUCAAGAGAAGCGCCAAAAGAGUAAGCUAGGCAAAGCUCAAAAAGAAGGCGAGCAAGAGGCCAAGAAGAAGGAAGAGUAG